Messenger RNA from Etheostoma spectabile (orangethroat darter), 1518 nucleotides. Its product is annotated as acidic mammalian chitinase. The coding region runs from base 62 to 1300 and encodes 412 amino acids. The record is from RefSeq and is a predicted model, not a curated record. NCBI's taxonomy places the organism in Eukaryota, Metazoa, Chordata, Actinopteri, Perciformes, Percidae. Gene Ontology annotation, molecular function: chitin binding. Gene Ontology annotation, cellular component: extracellular region. The transcript has 12 exons. Gene Ontology annotation, biological process: carbohydrate metabolic process.
CUCAAACACAGCAGAGACAAAGUAGUUGCCUCCAUCUUUGAUAUACUUUCUGAGCACAAACAUGAGCAAGCUAAUUCUAACAGCAGGUCUCUGUUUGAUUAUGACCAGUUUGGCCUCUUCUUUCAAACUGGUGUGUUACUACACCGAAUGGUCUCAAUAUAGAACAGGGAACGGCAUGUUUACGGUUUCAGAUAUUGAUUCAAACCUGUGUACCCAUCUGAUCUACGCCUUUUCUGUCAUUAAUGAUGCCAAUGAGCUGGUACCCAGCAUAGACACACACAUUUACAAACCCUUUAAUGGACUAAAAGAUAGAAAUGCGGAUCUCAAAACCCUUCUGGCAGUUGGUGGUUGGACUUUUGGCACCCAAAAAUUCACCACAAUGGUAUCAACAGCAUCCAACAGGAACACAUUUAUUCAGUCCUUUAUCACACUACUGAGAAACGAAGGUUUUGAUGGGUUACACCUGGACUGGGAAUUUCCUGCACAACGAGGGAGUCCUCAACAGGAUAAACAGGGAUUCACACUGUUGUGCAAGGAACUCCAAGAUGACCUUCAUGGCACCUGGGACGGGGUCACAGGACAUCACAGUCCCUUAUACCAAAGCUCCCAAGACACUGAAAGUCAAACAUACUUAAAUACUGACUAUGCAAUGCAAUACUGGCGAGACCAGGGGGUUCCUGCUGAAAAACUAAUUUUGGGAUUUGCUGCAUAUGGACGAACAUUUACCCUGUCGACUACAUCCAGUAAGGUUGGAGCACCAAUCAGUGGAGCUGGCUAUGCAGGCAGUUACACGCUGGAGGAAGGAUCAUGGUCCUAUUAUGAGGUUUGUCUUAAUCUUAAAGGAAAUACAGUAUAUUGGAUUGAAGAACAGAAAGUUCCAUAUGGCACCACAGGAAACCAGUGGGUUGGAUUUGAUAACAAUAGCAUUAAUGCAAAGACCAACUACAUAAAGGAAAACAACUUUGGAGGAGUCCAUGUCUGGUCUCUGGACCUGGAUGAUUUUAAUGGAAAGUUCUGUGAUCAGGGCAAAUACCCCCUCAUCAGCCAUCUGCAUAGUCUUCUGGUUUCAGGAGUUCCAGUCAUGACCACUACAAGUACCAGCGCCGCCGCCACCACCACCACUACAACCUCUGCUGGGAAAUUUGAUCCAACUUUCUGUAAAGGAAAGACCAACAGGCUUUACACCAACCCAUAUAACCCAAACUCCUUUUAUAAUUGUUUCAGUGACUUUACAUAUCUCCAAAACUGCCCCUCUGGUUUAAUAUACCAAGAUAACUGCAAAUGCUGUAACUGGCCCUAAAUGAGCAUGCAUAAUCCAUGAUGGGUAGCAUAAACUUAACACAAAAGGUGUACUGCAAAAGCUGGUGUGAGUGUUUUUUUUUUUUUUAAUUCUUCAAAGCUUUGUCUUCUAUGCUUGCUUUAGGCUAUUGUCAAGCUCUUGUUAUGUUAUGUGUUGUUUGGUUGAAUAACUCAUAGUUAGCACAAGUCUGAGAGUAAACUAGUAAAAAAUAUUUUCUU